Messenger RNA from Geodia barretti, 2270 nucleotides. The record is from the annotation of a GenBank genome assembly. NCBI's taxonomy places the organism in Eukaryota, Metazoa, Porifera, Demospongiae, Tetractinellida, Geodiidae.
GACCACCGCACAGCGAAGUGAUCCCCCUGCGAUUGCCGACGUACGCCGUCCGGGUGAAGUUCGUAGUGCUCUUUCUGCUGAUGGCCGAAGACGAGAGUUUGACUCAGUUUCUACAGUGCGUGAAUGAAGACGAUGAAAGGGAGUAUGAGCUGAUAAGGAAGAGCAUACUUGCCUUCUUGUUUCGUGCUCUCCACUCUUUGCUUCAAGUGGCAUGGAUUCUGCCUUCUGCUUCGUUAGAUGUCAAUAGAACUGGAUCAGAUCGAGAGGAAUGGGACCAAGGUUGACGACUUGUCUUGUGCUAGGGCUCCAGAGCUGGUUGAAAGGAUGUUCCAGUGAGCUGGAGACAACUGAUCAGAGCCAUCUACCAACCAGCUGGUGGAGGUAAUCCACGAUUGGCUCGUGACGUAGCCCACUCAUUCAAAGGUAUCUUAUACUCGAUUAUCAUUAUUGUGUAGUUUUUACUCCUGUGUGUAGAAAUGUGUACAUUCAAGCCCAGUGCUAUAGCCCAGAACACCAGUACUGGAAAUAUUGGUAAGCACAGAAUCAGACAUGCCAUCAUUUCUGAAAUGAGGUGUUUGUGGUGGACACAGGUGACUUCUACAAAAACAUUGAAAGUGCUGUAAAAGACAUUCAAACAAUGCUGGAUUCAAAGGUAGCGGCACGUUGGUACCAACUGGGGAUUACCCUGGGUGCCCGAGUGAGUGACUUGGAGAUGAUUCGGCUGGAGAAACAACCUGCCCUGGACUGUGAGAGGAUGAUGCUUCAGGAAUGGCUGAGAAACUGUGACAACACCACCUGGCAACGGCUAGUUGAUUCAGUUGGACAUGUAGCUGGUGGAAACCACCAGCGACUGGCCAGGACUCUGUCAGAGAAUAAACAUACCUAGCUAGUUGUAUAUACUGCAUGCAGUGUCUUUUUAUACAACACCAUUCAUGAUUUGAAAAUUCGUGGGGUUUUUGGUAAACCUAUCCAGGGCUGUUGGUAAGUGUGGAAUUUACAAAACGUAUAUAUGAAUAAUGGAAUUUCCGGGAUCGGAUGUUGACAAAGAGAGUCUGAACAGUGGUCGUUUAAAGCAGUUUGCAGUCGCUGAGCGCCAUGGCCAGAUCUAAAGGAGAUCAAGUAUUGGACGAAAUACUCAAGAAAGUUAGUGACGAAGACGAGGAGACUUUUGAGCUUGAUGAUAGUGCACUGCCCUAUCUGUACCGUGUCAUCUACUCUUUAUCACCCAAGUGGCAUGGAUUCUGCUUACAAUUGGAUGUUCCAGAUCUAGACCAAAUAAAGAAAAAUGGAACCGUUGCUGAUGAUUGCUUAGUAAUCGCUCUCCAGAGCUGGUUGAAGGAAGGUACUGCGACAUGGAGGAACCUCAUUCGGGCUAUUUUCCUACCAGCUGGUGGAGGAAAUCAGGUGUUAGCUAUAAAGAUCGCCAGCUCGUUCAAAGAAAUCCGAUGCUCCAAACCAAUUGAACAGGCUCAAUCUGCUAGCAAAGCUGUCAUUUGGGAUCAGAGUAGUGAAACAACUGUACAGAAUGUGGUAAAAGAGAUCCAAGCAGUGCUGGGCAACACUGUGACAGCUCGCUGGUAUCAGAUGGGCACAGUCCUGGGUGCUCCAGUCGGUGAUCUGGAGGGCAUUCGGGUGGAUCAAAAUGCCUCCCUCAUUGACAAGCAACGUAUGAUGCUGGAAGCAUGGCUAUUGUCCAUUGAAAGCAGUGAUGACAGUAACAAGACAUGGCAGUGGCUCGUGGAUUCUAUUGGCCAUCCUGCUGGAGGGAAACAUCCGAAAAUGGCCUCAAAAAUGGCCAAACUUCAUCCAGCCGAGAUUGUUUCAUCUGAUCAACCGCCAGUAACUGCUCACCAAAACCCAGCUGGACCCAAAAGUGUUGUUUCAGAAAAAGUACAAAGAAGUAUGCGACCAAAUAUGGUGAAGCUGCUGAGUUUUCCGACUUCCGAGGGUUACAAGAACCUAGCUGAACAGAUUGGAGGGAAAUACAGGGUCUUUGGAACCAUUAUUCUCAAUGAUGAGUCACACGCCAUCAUGGACGGGCUAGAAUUACUCACAACAGUCGAGCUGAGGCCAUAACUGAGGCUGUGUUCACAAAGUGGGUCAACAGUGAGAAGACACCAGUGACAUGGGGACAACCUUUUGUCAACAUUGUCGGCGUUCAGGCUUGGAGAGACUUGCUACACUUGUAGAGAGUGGACUGAUAUGAUUCUGGUUUUGUAUAAUACUUCGUUUAUAUAUACACCUACACCACAUCCAUUUUAUGCUAAGGC